Molecule: messenger RNA, 1134 nt
Organism: Cololabis saira (Pacific saury)
Lineage: Eukaryota; Metazoa; Chordata; Actinopteri; Beloniformes; Belonidae
Gene: kiss1ra
Product: KISS1 receptor a
Exons: 5
Coding region: 1-1134 (377 amino acids)
Biological process (GO): neuropeptide signaling pathway
Cellular component (GO): membrane
Molecular function (GO): G protein-coupled peptide receptor activity
Source: RefSeq, a predicted model, not a curated record
AUGUACUCCUCCGAAGAGCUGUGGAACGCCACUGAACUGGUUGGGAUCAAUGGGUCCGAAGCAAACUUCUCCCACGGAAAAGAUUUGGACAAUGUUGGGGAGGAUGGAGAGCAGCAUCCUUUUCUCACUGAUGCCUGGCUGGUCCCUCUGUUCUUCUCUCUCAUCAUGCUGGUCGGACUGGUGGGCAACUCUCUGGUUAUUUAUGUCAUUUCCAAACACAAGCAGAUGAGGACAGCCACCAACUUCUACAUAGCAAACCUGGCUGCAACUGACAUCAUCUUCUUGGUAUGCUGCGUUCCCUUCACUGCCACCCUGUACCCCCUCCCUGGAUGGAUCUUUGGCACCUUCAUGUGCAAAUUCGUUGCCUUCUUGCAGCAGGUUACAGUUCAAGCCACCUGUAUCACCCUGACAGCAAUGAGCGGGGACCGUUGUUAUGUGACAGUCUACCCUCUGAAAUCUCUCCGCCACCGCACCCCAAAAGUAGCCAUGAUUGUCAGCAUCUGCAUUUGGAUCGGCUCCUUCAUCCUGUCCACCCCAAUUUUGAUGUACCAGCGUAUAGAGGAGGGCUACUGGUACGGCCCGAGACAAUACUGCAUGGAGAGGUUUCCCUCAAAGACGCAUGAGAGGGCAUUCAUCCUCUACCAGUUCAUUGCUGCAUACCUGCUGCCUGUCUUCACGAUCACCUUCUGCUACACUCUGAUGGUGAAAAGAGUGGGCCAGCCCACUGUGGAGCCCGUGGACAACAACUAUCAGGUCAACCUCCUGUCUGAGAGAACGAUCAGCAUCAGGAGCAAAGUCUCCAAAAUGGUCGUGGUGAUAGUUCUUCUCUUCGCCAUCUGCUGGGGUCCCAUCCAGAUUUUUGUCCUUUUCCAGUCUUUCCAUCCAAACUAUCGACCAAACUACACGACAUACAAGAUCAAGACAUGGGCCAACUGCAUGUCCUACGCCAACUCCUCCGUCAACCCCAUCGUCUACGGCUUUAUGGGAGCCAGUUUUCAAAAGUCCUUCAGGAAAACCUUCCCCUUCCUGUUCAACCACAAGAUCAGAGACAGCAGCAUGGCUUCGAGGACUGCCAAUGCAGAGAUCAAGUUUGUUGCUGCAGAAGAAGGCAACAAUAAUAACGAUGUGAAUUAA